Molecule: messenger RNA, 912 nt
Organism: Sorghum bicolor (sorghum)
Lineage: Eukaryota; Viridiplantae; Streptophyta; Magnoliopsida; Poales; Poaceae
Product: succinate dehydrogenase assembly factor 4, mitochondrial
Exons: 1
Coding region: 78-431 (117 amino acids)
Biological process (GO): mitochondrial respiratory chain complex II assembly
Cellular component (GO): mitochondrion
Source: RefSeq, a predicted model, not a curated record
CUGUCACAUUUCACAUUGCGUGCUCGCACCGCGGCGGCGCAGACGACAACACACCGGCAGCGAACGAAACCAAAGCCAUGGCGGCGGCCAACCACUGCCUCCGCCGCCUCGCCUCCGCUCUUUCCCACGGGCCCCAGCCUCCGGUUCCUCCCCGAUCCCUCGUCCUCCGCUUCGCGCUCUCCAGCUCCGCCCCUUCCACGGGCCCGCCGAUGGCGUCGACGGAGGCCGCUGGGAAGGGGGAGGGAGAGGAAGCGGCGGAAGCCAAGGUCGCUGACGUCGACACCGAAGCGGGGAAGGAGGAGGAGGACGAAGACGACGGCGGCGGCGGCGUGCACGUGAACAAGGCAACCGGCGAGAUUGGAGGCCCGCGGGGGCCCGAGCCCACGAGGUACGGCGACUGGGAGCGCGGUGGCCGCUGCUCCGAUUUCUAGGUGAGACCGUGAGCAGGAAACCUAGCUGUGAUCAUGUGUGCUGUUGGAUUUGUUCUGUGCAAAAACGGUGUUAAAAUUGCGUGUUAUGCUUUUGUCUUCUGGCAUAAACAGAGUUGACAGUACUCGAUUCAGAAUGUUAAGAGCAUCUCCAUGGUUUUUUGCUCGCAUGCCUUGAUUUUGCAUCUCAUGCAGCUAGAGUGGACAGGUGCUCUUAUUAGGUUGCCUGAUCUUGGUUAUGACUGUAAGUUCAGCAAACGUAAUAAAAACAAUGGAAUGCAGCGCACAUCAUUGUGACUUCUUGAAUUUCACACUAGCAAAGUAUGAAAGAUCCUUCUUCCCUGGUUUAGUACAGGUCCGCAGCUCAUAACUUGCCCCCAUUUGGAGUUGCAAAGUGGAUGCUGUCGAAUUGCAUCCUCUGAUUUUGAUUGGUGUCUUUGUUUUUUGUGGAUUGAUUUCACAGAGACAGAGCUCAUGUUGACAU